This is a messenger RNA of Nymphalis io (European peacock), 1072 nucleotides long. RefSeq lists its product as uncharacterized. The transcript has 6 exons. The record is from RefSeq and is a predicted model, not a curated record. Bases 138 to 914 code for a protein of 258 amino acids. Lineage: Eukaryota; Metazoa; Arthropoda; Insecta; Lepidoptera; Nymphalidae.
AUCAAUGAUAUAUUUUUUGAUUUAAUGUUUUGAUACAAAAUUUACGUGAAAAUAAAAAAAUACAUUAUGUAAAAUAGUAUUAUAAUUUAAUUUUUAUAAACAAAAUUCUCUGUAAAUUUAAACGCUAAAUAAUUGUAAUGGGUGACGCAAAAAAUAAUGAUAACCCUCAGGGCGAUGAUAAAGACAAGCGAGUUAAAAUACAGGUGGAAGGGGAAUAUGAAGUCGGUGAGGGAGAAACUGGAAGAAAAAAAAUGAAAAGAUUUCAGUUACCUAAUCUACCAAGAUGGUGGCAGGCAAAAAUCAUUCAAUAUGCUUUUGCUCACCCGCAUGUCCGGGCCCGCCUCGAGAAGCAUAUGGGCUCGAAUCUCGUUCGGCUCACCGACAAAGCCUACAUGACUGAGCUGGAAGAGAGAAUUCGAGCCGUCAAUGAGGAAAACCUCAACAAGAGGAUCUCCUCCAGAGUCCUUGACGAAAUGGAAAGAUUAAAACGUCUUAUCCUCGUUGGAAAGACACCGCUAAAAGAAUGCCCACCCGAGCUCUUCCAUCACCCUGUGUUCGUAUUUUGGCGAAUGGUGAACAAGGAAGUUGCAAGAGCCGCAAAGAAAAGAGCUGACGCUUAUUACAGAAAAUUAAAGGCGUCACAAAGAUUUGAUCAGACGGUAGAUGAAGAAACCGAAGCCGAAGUCGCAGGUGAAGAAAAUGAACAGUUAACACCAGAACAAUUGCUUCACAAAUGCGCUGAAGAGUUAGAGCAACUCAAACAAGUGGAUAUCGAUAAGGGCGUUCGCUUCACUGAUGAACAGUUUGCUGUUCUCAAAUAUGAAACCAAUGACGUCAAAACACUAAAAAGUCUUACGACAGUGGAGGAGUUAUACGCUUUGGCUGAUAAAAUUAUUGGAACAAAACGUCUAUAAAAUGAUAUAUUUUAAGUGAAAAGUUGUUACUUAAUAUUUUUGUUUUACUUGUUUUUUUUUAGUCGUAUUGUUUUAAAAUACAUGUCAAUAUUGUUAAGUAAAUAGUCAUUUUGAUAGUGCUGUUAAAAAACAGCUUAUACUUCGUAAUAAAACCAUUA